AUGUUAGUUGAAGAUGACAACGGGUUUAUUCGCAGCAAAACCUCGUGCGAUCUAACCAGCGACUUCCCUCCUGAAACGCAGGAGCAGCGCAGCGACUCUGCUGCAGGGUCUGCAGAUUUAAGAGAGCGGCUGCUGUCUGUUCAAGAAGGAAGUGCAGCAAUAGAUGAGAACGACUCGUUGGUAGUUGUUUCUUUAGAGCUGCCUGUAAGAGUAGUUCGAGUAGAGACGCAUGUAAAUACUCCUUCAGAAGAAGCUGCUAUUGCUGCUGCUGCUGCUGCAGCAAAAGCGGCUGCUGCAGCAGCAGCAGAAACAGAUGCACCAACAGCUCCAGCAGAAGCACCAGCAGCAGCAAAUCAACCAGCUGCAGCAGCAGCAGCUGCUGCUGCAACAGAAGACCCUCAAUCCUCUUCCUCCUCCUCCUCUUCGUCAUCAGGAUCAAAUGCAGCAGCAGCAAGUGCAGCAGCAGCAGCAGCAGCAGCAGGUUAUCUACCGCAGCAGCGAGACGGUAGCGGUGAACCCGUUGCUUUUGUGCGCAGCAGCAGCGGGAGGUUUGAGCUGCGGCCUUCAAAAUCAACAUUACUGCCUUCACUGUUUCAUUUAAAGGAUAAGACAAGACUUGCAGUCUCUUUUUUAGGGUUCUCAGGUGUAUAUACACAGGAUGAAGACGAACAAGAAGAGAUCAAAGAGCUGCUAUACCCCUAUGCAUGCAUCCCUGUCUUCCCACCCGAGAAGGAGAUGAAUAACUGUCUUCGCUUCUGCGAUUCUAUCUUGCGUCCUCUCUUUCAUAAUGUUAUUUCUAUUGACCCCCCAGCACAGCAGCACCAACAGCAGCAACAGCAGCAGCAGCAGCAGCAGCAGAAGCGGCAGCAAGGGGAAGAAGAAGAAUUGCAGCAGCAGGAGCAGCAGCAGCAGCAACAGCAGCAGCAGCAGCAGCAAGAAGAGGAGGAUAUAAGCAGCGAAGAGUUGUG
Molecule: messenger RNA, 968 nt
Organism: Eimeria acervulina
Lineage: Eukaryota; Apicomplexa; Conoidasida; Eucoccidiorida; Eimeriidae
Exons: 2
Biological process (GO): regulation of transcription by RNA polymerase II
Cellular component (GO): nucleus
Molecular function (GO): transcription cis-regulatory region binding
Source: RefSeq, a predicted model, not a curated record